GCUGCCACUCCGUGCUCGGUUUGGCCAGAAGGCGGAGCUGAGUCCGAUAAAUUCCGCUUUGAAACCAACGGUGAGCUCAGUUGUAGCGCUCAGGUUUGCGGGAGAAAACGCUUCUUGAUUUUUUUACAUCACAUUACGUCCGAAUCUUCUCUUCUCGGUUGGGCUUUGGGUAGAAACGGACCGAUAUAAGGUUACAGUGUCACCUGGGCGAUAGGUUGAAAAAGGAAAACGUCACACGAAAGGUGCUGCAGGGAUCAAAAUGAAGCACAUCUCGUUACUUUGCCUAUAUGCACUGGUGACCCUGUGUGCCCAUAAGGGUGUGCUGUCUGCAGCUCCCUCGUAUGGUGAACGGGGCUCUGAUCUGGGCAUACAGGUGUUUCAGCAAGUGGUCCGCUCUAAGCCUUUAGAAAACGUGGUGCUUUCACCCCAUGGAGUGGCUUCAAUCCUCGGCAUGCUGCUGCCUGGAGCCCAUGGGGAAACCAAGAAGCAAAUCAUUAGUGGUCUGCGUUACAAGAAAAACGGUCCUUAUAAGAUGUUGAGGAAGCUGCACAAAAACUUGACUUCCAAGUCAAACCAGGACCUUGUGCUGAUUGCCAACGCCAUGUUCAGCCAGAAGGGUUUCCCGAUGGAGGAGACCUUUGUUGCCACCAAUAAAGCAAACUUCCUGUGUGAGAGCAGGAGCCUGGACUUCAGAAACCCCACUGCAGCAUCUGACUACAUCAAUGAGUGGGUCAGCAAUAAGACCAAAGGUCACAUCCCCACCUUGAUCAAAGCAGACAUGCUGGAUUCAGCUCUGACCCGUCUGGUCACUCUUAACUCGAUCUACUUUAAAGGCUCAUGGAAGUCCUGUUUCCCGCCCAACAACACCAAGAUGAGGUCCUUCACGGAUGGUGACGGCACGGUUUACAAAGUUCCAAUGAUGUCCCAGCUGUCCAUCUUUAACCUAGGCGUGGCCACCACACCUCAGGGGCUGAAAUACAGGGUGAUUGAGCUGCCCUACCAUGGCAACACCAUCAGCAUGUUGAUUGUUGUCCCCUCUGAUGAGGACACAUCACUGUCCAGUGUCAUUCCACACAUCAGCACAGCCACCGUGCAGAGCUGGGCCAAGCUCAUGCACAUGAGAAAAGUCCGCCUGUUCAUCCCAAAGUUCUCUGCAGAUGCAGAGGUAGACUUGAAAGCUCCGCUCUCUGCGCUGGGAAUAGCAGACAUGUUCAGGCAGGGUGCUGCAGACUUCUCACACCUGAGUACCGAGCCAGUGUUUGUAUCCAAGGCUCUGCAGAAAUCCAAAAUCAUUGUGAAUGAAGACGGAACGAAAGCAGCAGCUGCCACCACUGCUAUUCUGAUGGCUCGGUCAUCUCCACCUUGGAUCACGGUGGACAGACCUUUUCUGUUCCUCGUCAGACAUAACCCUACAGGGACGGUUCUGUUUAUGGGCCAGAUCAACCAACCAUGAGGCCUGCUUUCACAGAGCAGAGGGACCUGGGAGCUCAUUUAGGAGAACCAGAAAUGCUUACACACUGCCUUGCAUGAACACACAAGCACACAGACGUACUGUGACUUAUGAACAGUGUGGACAUACGAUGUUAUUUGUUUUAAAUGUUGCUUUUUAUGUUGAUCAUUUUCUGCAACACAUAACAUGCUUUCCAACAUGUUUUGCAGACUAAGUUUUCCUGCUGUUUUAAUUUUUUGGUGGACUUUUUUGACUUUAUCACUUUUUUUAAAGACAUUAAAUGUCAUGUGUAAUUUUGUAACUCUGGAGUAUGAUGAUCAGUUUAUUUAUCAUGUCUCUAUUUCCAUUUGAACGUUUCUAUCUCAAGUCAUUUAACUCCAGCCUGUUUCCCCUCUUAAGUUAUGGUGGUGUCAUCACAACUUAAAGCCUGCAUUUUUGCCUACUUUAAAAGUUGUUUUCUCAUUUACUGAGAAAGUCUUCUGUUGCUUCACAUGUGGAAACAAAAUUAAAAUACAUACAUUUCUAACAUCA
Girardinichthys multiradiatus is the source of this 1981-nucleotide messenger RNA. It is a transcript of the gene serpine2, whose product is annotated as serpin peptidase inhibitor, clade E (nexin, plasminogen activator inhibitor type 1), member 2. Gene Ontology annotation, molecular function: serine-type endopeptidase inhibitor activity. The record is from RefSeq and is a predicted model, not a curated record. Bases 260 to 1453 code for a protein of 397 amino acids. Lineage: Eukaryota; Metazoa; Chordata; Actinopteri; Cyprinodontiformes; Goodeidae. Gene Ontology annotation, biological process: negative regulation of plasminogen activation; negative regulation of endopeptidase activity. The transcript is spliced from 9 exons.